Molecule: messenger RNA, 771 nt
Organism: Vicia faba (fava bean)
Lineage: Eukaryota; Viridiplantae; Streptophyta; Magnoliopsida; Fabales; Fabaceae
Source: the annotation of a GenBank genome assembly
AUGGAGAAGGAAAGAGACACUCAGGUUUACAUGGCCAAGCUUUCCGAACAGGCCGAGCGAUACGAAGAAAUGGUUGAGUGCAUGAAGACAGUAGCAAAGCUUGACGUUGAGUUAACUGUGGAAGAGAGGAACCUUCUGUCGGUGGGAUAUAAAAAUGUCAUUGGUGCACGGAGAGCCUCUUGGCGUAUUAUGUCUUCAAUUGAACAAAAAGAGGAGUCUAAGGGAAACGAGAACAACGUGAAAGUGAUCAAGAGUUAUUGCCAAAAGGUUGAGGAGGAACUAUCCAAAAUUUGCAGUGACAUUCUCACAAUUAUUGACCAACAUCUCAUUCCUUCUUCCACCACAGGAGAAGCUACCGUUUUCUACUAUAAGAUGAAAGGUGACUAUUUUCGAUAUCUUGCUGAGUUCAAAUCCGAUCAAGAUAGGAAGGAGGCAGCUGAGCAGUCACUCAAGGCUUAUGAGGCUGCUUCAGCCACUGCAAGCACGGAUCUUCCAUCAACACAUCCAAUCCGUCUUGGUCUUGCACUCAACUUCUCUGUCUUCUACUAUGAGAUUAUGAACUCUCCUGAAAGGGCCUGUCAUUUGGCUAAACAAGCUUUCGAUGAGGCAAUUGCGGAUUUAGAUACCUUGAGUGAAGAGUCAUACAAGGACAGUACUUUGAUCAUGCAGUUGUUGAGAGACAACCUUACUCUUUGGACCUCCGAUUUACCCGAGGAUGGAGGUGAUGAAUUCAAAUCAGAAGAUGCCAAACUCAUUGAACCUGAGCACUGA